CAACAUGAUACACCUGGCUGGGACGACGGUAGCGGCGCAAUGUACGCGCGUGUUCACGGGUCACGCAUUUUAACACGCGUUGUCGGUCGUGCACAAUGCGCGAAUACGUCCCACACCACAUACGUGCAGACAUACGUGUGGGACAUGCGAGGAUGGGUGGCAACGUCCCACGUCCGAACGAACGGGCCACGUACGGGCGAACGUGCGGAGAGGCUACGCCACGUCGCGGAAAGUAGGGGUGCCGCGGUGUUCUCCAGGCAUAAAAGAUCCAUGGUUGGUGUAUGUCAGUGUCAGUGACGGGAGAGAGGAACGGUGAAGAACCGUGUGGUCACCUAGACCAGCGGCGGCGAGUAGCCGUCGACGCCACAUCGACUCGCGAUACCGGACCGACAGCAUCGGUCCGCAUCCUCUCACAAAUCGCGGAUUUCGGAGCCGGUCCUCCAGCGACCGAGAGUGAGUGAGAAAGAGAGAGAAAGAGAGACAUCAAACUUCUGGAGUUUACGGGGCGCGCGAGCGAGAAGAAGCGCGCGCGAGGCUCUCGCGCGCAUAUCCGCAUAUACGCGAGCGAGAAAGUUACGAAGAUCAUAUAGAAGAAACGAGUUUGUAAACGAGGCCGGUCACAGCCCGAGCUUCAGUUCGUCUGGGAGGCUCGGGCGCGUGCGAGCGAGCGGUGUGUGUAACGUUAAGUUAAGAGCGAGUAGCGAUGAUAAAUAAUUGCGCGCGCCGGCGAUAAGCGGGAGCUUCUUCUGUCUAGCUUCUAGGAUCUAAGACGAUACGUCAAGUCGAAGUGAUCGGAGAAUUAACACGGUCGGUUAACAGUGUGUCUGAUUUUAAAAACAAUCUUGAUUUUCAUCGCGUUUACGACGACCACGAAUCUUUCGCGUUUGUGUGAGAAAUUAUUGUCGAAUAAUUCUCGAGGAAGGAGCGAUUGAAAACGCAUCACGAUGACUAUUCACAAGAAGGGCACGGUGUCAAAGAUGAAGAAUGCGGGAACGGCGAAGAAUGAAGUGGCGACGACCUCGACGUCCACGGACAUGGCGACAACGGAGACAGUCGAGGUUGUAUCCUCGACCAAUGUUGUGGAGGAAUCGAAGCAGAUGAAGGAGAGCGAAUCCCGGAGUAGCACGGUGGAGGUCACGAGCGCCAGUCGCGAGGUCAUCAUGGAUUCCAAAGGUAACGUUAUCAAAGUUAUCGAAACGCCUCCGCAGACCAUCCAGCAGAGCUCGUCCAGCCGAACGAGCGGAAAGAGCUCCCAAGACUUCAUAGCCGGGGAGCAGGUGCAAUCGAUUAAGCAAGCGAGGAGGACGCACGAUUUUCCACGCGAGCACGCGACAUCUCUUUCGGAAAGUCGCGUGCUUCAAGGUGAAACGACCGAACGAGCCAGCCAGGUGCAAAGUCAGAGCGCGUCCCAUUCGACGGUUCAGCAAUCGGUCUCCUCGAGCACUUUGAUCGAGAGUUCGUCGACGAGCGAAGAUCGCAGCGGUCAUCGCUCCAUUGUCAUGAUUUCUCAUGAUACCAAGAAUGGAGACCACGUUCCCGUAAUUCAGACGUCGUCAAGGUCGACCGAGAAUACCCACGUGAGUAGCGAGACGAGCGAGGCCGUAACAAAGGAUGGUCAGACGGUAUCGAGCACCACUAGAAUUCGCGAGACAGGUGAAAGGAUCGACGACAACGGCAAGACGAUGUCCACGUCGAGCCGGGAAGUUGACAGCGAGCGUACGAUCACACCUUCCAAAGUGGCUGUCAUUAAGAAUUCCGAUAACGUCAAAAAGACCGCCGACAAGAGUGGUCGUAGCGAUUCGAAAACGGAAAAGUCAAACAUCGAAAUAUCGACGCGCUGUAACAAGCCCGGUCAAUCCGCAUGGGACGGCACGUUCGUUUACGAGAAACCGGCCACACCUAAAGGCAAAAAUGCCGUCGACAAAACGGCAUCCGUAAGUUCGAAAGUUCGCGACGACACGCGGGGCAGCGAAACGAGCGUUAAAGUCACUCGAGAGACCUCCUCGACCGACGAGGUAUCGGUUAUCGAUCAGACGGUGUCUUCGAGUUCAAGCGUGAGGCGAGACUCGAAAAGGAUUGUCGACGAGGGUCAACGAUCCGCGACGUCUCGUCUUCGUGACAUCACGUCGGAGAAAGUCGCCGUGGACACGACGGACUUCGCCGGCGACGGACAUCCGAAAGGACCGGCUCGUUACUCGAAACCUGGCGACUCGGCGUGGGACGGCAGCUUCGUCGUGGAGAAAAUUACGACGCAGCCAAGACGGCGUAACGACUCCGACGACGUGUUCCAUCACGGUCCUAACGACAACGUCGUGGAAACGACGCAGAGGAGAGAUUUCAAGGAGACGAGUGCGGAUGGUACGUACGAGAAGGCAUCAUCCGAGACUGUGCGCGUCGUAAAAGGUGCCACGGACAGUACCAGAUUCAUUACCGAGGAGCGACGUGACGUAAGUAGAGAGAGUUCGAUCCAUGUCGAUGGUAAGGAGGAACAACACCCUGCUCGCGUACCCAGCCCGCAGCGCAGACUCGCUAGACCCGGCGAUUCCACAUGGAACGGCGAAUUAGUCUAUGAAAAGCCGCGAGACGACGCGAAGAGACAUCCUUCGGACGUCACCGUUGUCCGCCGAACGGAGAAGCGUCACGAUUCCGUGGAUGUUCAGGAUGUCACCGAGGAACAGAACGUUUCGAACGUCUCUGAGUCGGUCUCUGCGUCCUAUAUCGUCGAGUACGCGAUUUCCAGCGACAAGAAGAACGUCGAGAAGGUCACUUCGGUGUCCGAAGUGAUCUUGGAGGAAGACGGUUCUGAAGAUAGAGCCGCUCGUGGUCCUGCAAGUCCGGAGAGACAGACGAGAAUAGACACGACCUCGCGCUGUUACAAGCCUGGCCAGUCUGCUUGGGACGGCACUUUUGUCUACGAGCGACCGAUAACACCAGACAAUCGUCGAAGACCAGAGGACAAACGCACGGUAAAAACAGUCGAUAUUCGAGACGUUACGGAGGACAAUUCGAUCAAUGAAGUGGAUGUCACGAGCACCUCUUACAUCGUCGAGCAUUCAUCGAGUCAGCAAAGUUUCUCAGAUAUCAGGGACGCGAGUAUCUCGUCCACGGUGUACGAGACAGUCGUUUACGAGGGACGUCCUGUCGAAACUACGAUCAGAUUCGACGGAGAUACAUCGCGAAGCAAAGUUUCGACGACGGAACGUCGGACCAGUCCCUCUCCACGGCCUAGAAGUCCAGAGAAAACAUCGAAAGAUAGAGAUCUGCGAAGUACCAAGCCCGGAUCGUCGACCUGGGAUGGAACUUUCGUGCUGGAAAGCCCUCAAGAUAAAAAGCGGCCACCUAGUAGAGAGUCCAUUGAGAGUAGGCUGCCAGACAAAUCUCGUCCAGUUGACAGCAAAAAGACCCCCGUGGAUACAUCGAGGAAACAUGUUAGUGAAAUCGCUAUCGAUCUACGAGAUGUCACGCAGGAUGUAUCCAGCACGUCGGAGAGCGUGGAAAGUUCCGUAAUUAUGGAGCAAGCGAGGAAGCACGAAACUUACAGGGAUUCCUCCAAUCUCGAUUUCUCGACGACUUCCGUCGAAACCGUCGUUAUUCGCGACGGUCAGCCGGUAACGACGCAAAAAACAGUGACUAUUCAAGAAGGCCCUCGCAGCCCCGCAAAGAGGCUGCCUGGUAGUGACGUAAUAACUACUACCGACGUUAAAGAGAGUACUGUUAAAAGCUCUGAACGGAAGGAGACCCGCGCGGAUGAUAGAAGUUAUCGACCUACGAAACCAGGCUCGUCGACGUGGGACGGUUCAUUCGUGUACGAGAAACCGGAGGAAAGAAGACCAAGCGACAGAAAAUCACCGAAAGAUACACCUGUGGAUAAACAAAGUCCGAUUAAGGAAAAACCAAUUGAUCACAAGACAGUUACAAUUUUGGACACAAAGGAUGUAACAAGCACCGCUGAUUAUUCAACGAGCUCUGUCACGGUCGAACGAACGUUUCUCACGGAUUCGGCGACAUACGACUCUUCAAAUAUAUCAACAACUUUCAUCGAAGAAGGCGCAAGGGAUAAAAUCCGCGAAAUCGAUUAUGACGGAAAGCCUAAGCCAUCGCCUCGACAGCGCCCGGAAGAUGCUAAGGAACUUAAACCUGAAAAAUUGCAAACGAGUCCAGUAGACAGAACGCAUCGUCCAUCAAAGCCAGGCGCCUCCACCUGGGACGGAUCAUUCGUUUAUGAAAUACAGAAGAGAAAGACAGGAGAUAAAAAGAUAUCAAAAGAUACGCCUGGACCGGUAGAUAAGCGAAGCCCAGUUAAAGAGAAACCGGGUGACAUCACUGAUCAUAGGACAUCUGUUACGAUCCUAGACACAUCGAAGGAUGUAACGAGUUCUGCUGAUUAUGCUACGAGUUCCGUCGUGGUCGAGUUUGUCACUGAUUCAAAGACAUACGACUCGUCAAAUAUAUCCAAAAUUUUUAUCGAAGAGAGUUCAAAAGAUCAAAUAUAUGCCAUCGAUUAUGAAGGAUCGAAACCCUCCGAGAAACCUAAACCGUCGCCUCGACAACGUCCGGAAGAUGCUGUGGAAUCUAAAGACAAAAAGCCGCAAGAAAGCCCGGUGGAUCGAACGCAUCGACCAUCGAAGCCAGGCGCCUCCACCUGGGACGGUUCUUUCGUGUACGAAAAACCGCAGGAUUCGCGAAAAAAACCGAUGGCUGAUGGGCCGGCUGAGACGCCGAAAAAACCGACGGACGAACGAAAACCAAUCGAGAAAGGAGGAAAACCGAUGGAUCAAAAAGAAAAGCUGGCGCCGACUCCGAUUUCACGAAAACCGACGGACGAGAAAACACAGAUGGACGUCACCGAAAUCCGAUAUACCGAAGAUGUCGCGGAUAUCACACAUGCGGAUAUCACGCGUACAUCCGAGGUGCUUCAGCGAUCCUCUUAUGUAAUCGAUCAGUCUUCGAGAUUUACUUCCGUGCAAGACGUGCGCGAUGUUAAGGACGAACGCGUCAUCACUGAAUUUACCACAGACACGCGCAAGGAUGUGAGAGAUGUUACCGAGUCGACGAAGGAAUUUAUCGACAAAGAGCAGGUGACUAGCAUGGUAGCGCGGGAUGUCGUUGACGACACCCGAUUCGAUACCGGCCCGGCACCCCGCUCUCCGGCGGAUUCCACGAGGAGACCGUCGCCGGAUCGGCCCGGUUAUCCUCGUGGAAUACCUGGGCUCAGGGAGGACGAUCGACCGAAGCCAAUUCCAACAGCUGGAAAGCCUAGUCGACCACCGCAACGCGAGAGGAGUCCUCAGCGACCAGCGGAACGUGGCAGGCCUUCCGAAGUUCGGCCGAAGUCGCCUGAGAAAUUUCAGGAUCACACGUCGCCGACUAGGAAACCGCAGCCAGCGGCUGGAAAGCCGAGCCGACCCGAAGAGAGACCGGUAGGACCUAAAAGAUCCGACGAAGAAUCUAGACCAGAGAGACCUACGGAGAAGAAACCGAAGAAAUUAGAACAACCGAAACAAAGAGAUCAAAGUCCAGAUUCUCUCGACGAGAAUGACGUCUCCUUUAAACCAGUACCGAUACCAGACGUAUUGUCGAAAAUUCCUCUGAAGGAACAGUGCAUUUGCGAGCUUUGUACUUGUGGACGCCAUCGCUGCCCGCAUAAUUGGCCUCAACAACAUUUGGAAUUCCUUCAUCAACAAGAACCGGUGCAGAUCGUGACAUCUUAUCGUCAGGAUUACGAUGAAAAGCGAGUGGAGAAACAGACGAAAUACUAUCACGAGGAUCACUUACAUACAGAGGGUGAAUUCAUCGGACAGAGACGGACCGACUAUGUGGCUACCAAGGGCGAGAGGGCGCCGGUUAGGAAACCGCAAGAUCAUCUCAAACCUGAGGGUGAGUUUGUCAGAAGACCAAAGGAAGAGGCACCUACGAGGGGUGAAAGGGCGCCUGUUAAGAAGCCGCAAGAUAAUCUCAGACCUGAGGGCGAGUUUGUCGGCAAGCCUCGAGAAGAAGCUCCGAAAUACGGCGAACGAGCGCCAGUUACGAAGCCGCGAGAUAACUUAAAAUUCGAAGGAGAUUUCGACACUACAACAACGACCGAAUUGGUUUUCACCGGCACCCCCGGUGAACGACCGACUCCGAUACGACGCAAUACUUAUACGAAGAUAGAGGGUGAUUUCACGACUGACGAAACGACGACGCGAUCGCAGUACAUUGAUCAUCGCAGCAUCCAACGCGCCGAAAUCAUUAAACGAACGGAUAAUCUCACUGUGGGAGAGGGUGAAUUUACGGGUACUUCUCAUAUCAAGGAAGAUUUCCAAACUCAUGUUAUCGAGCGUGAACCUCAAUGGCGACCGAAAUAUCCUGAAGACACUGAUAGAUUUUACAGCAAAACAGACAUCACUGACAAGGGUGACUUUGAAAGGCCGGAAAAGAAACCGAUUGGUCCUGCUGAGCGACGUACUCCGAUCAAACAUUCCGAUAAUCUGAAGCCAGAGGGAGAAUUCGAAAGACCUAAGCCUGAAGAAUUUAGGCCUGCGGAAAGACCUGUUGUAAAGAAACCACAUGACAAUUUGAGACCAGAAGGUGAAUUUGUAUCUCGACCGAAAGAAGAAGCACCGAAGAAAGGUGAGAGAGCCGAUGUUAGAAAGCCACAAGAUAAUUUACGGCCAGAGGGUGACUUUGAAAGGCCGGAGAAGAAACCGAUUGGUCCUGCUGAGCGACGUACUCCGAUCAAACAUUCUGAUAAUCUGAAGCCAGAGGGAGAAUUCGAAAGAUCUAAGCCGGAAGAAUUUAGGCCUGCGGAAAGACCUGUUGUAAAGAAACCUUACGAUAAUUUGAAACCAGAAGGCAAGUUCGUAUCUAGGCCGAAAGAAGAAGCGCCGAAGAAAGGUGAGAGAGCCGAUGUUAAAAAGCCAAAGGAUAAUCUCAAGCCCGAAGGUGAUUUUGAACGACCGGAAAAGGCACCUGUUGGUCCAGCGGAACGGCGUACUCCGAUUAAACAUCCGGAUAAUCUGAAGCCGGAAGGUGAGUUCGAACGACCCGAACAGGAAAGUUAUCGUCCAGCAGAAAGGCCAGAAGUUAAGAAACCGACAGAUAAUCUCAAACCUGAAGGUGAAUUUGAAAGACCUCGUCCUGAAAAAUAUGCUCCGACCGAGAAACGCAUGCCGGUGAAACAUACAGAUAAUCUUAAGCCUGAAGGUGAAUUUAUUGGUAAACCGAAAGAUGAUUUCACGCCCACUAAAGGCGAUCGCGCAGAAGUUAAAAGACCGGAAGAUAAUCUAAGACCGGAGGGGCCGUUCGAAGGUCGACCAAAAGAUGAUUACCAACCAGUGCGAGGAGAACGGGUAGAUGUUGUAAAACAUACGGACAAUUUGCGUAUGGAAGGAGAUAUAGAAACAUAUAGAUCCAGAGAUGAAUACAUCGAUUUCUUGAUACGCGAAAGAACCGAGAUUACUAGAUAUCAAGACAAUUUACGUAUGGAAGGUGAAUUUAUCGACACAAGAACACGAGAUGAUUUCAAAGUCGUCAAAGGCGAACGAAUGGAAGUUGUUAAGCAUCAUGACAAUUUAAAACCGGAAGGUCCGUUUGAAGGUCGUCCGAAAGAUGAUUAUUCGCCAAAGAAAGCAGAGAGACCUGAAAUUAAAAAGCCGGAAGAUAAUUUGAAACCAGAAGGUGAGUUUGUACGUCGACCUAAAGAAGAAGCGCCUAAAAAGGGCGAGAGAGCCGACGUGAAAAAACCGAAAGAUAAUUUACGACCGGAAGGUGAUUUCGAAAGGCCAGAGAAAAAACCAGUUGGCCCAGCAGAAAGGCGUACCCCAAUUAAACAUUCUGAUAAUUUAAAACCAGAGGGUGAAUUUGAAAGACCGAAACCUGAAGAAUUUAAACCUGCCGAAAAACCUGUUGUAAAGAAACCACAAGAUAACUUAAAACCGGAAGGUGAAUUUGUGUCUAGACCAAGAGAAGAGGCACCGAAGAUCGGUGAAAGAGCUGAUGUUAGAAAGCCCCAAGAUAAUUUGCGACCGGAAGGCGACUUUGAAAGACCAGAAAAGAAGCCAAUUGGUCCCGCUGAGCGACGUUCUCCGAUUAAACAUUCCGAUAAUCUGAAACCAGAGGGAGAAUUCGAGAGGCCUAAACCAGAAAAGUUCAAACCUGCCGAAAGACCAGUAGUCAAAAAACCACAUGAUAACUUAAAACCAGAAGGAGAAUUUGUAUCUAGACCAAAAGAAGAGGCGCCGAAGAAAGGUGAUAGAGCUGAUAUUAGAAAACCGCAGGAUAAUUUGCGACCAGAAGGCGAUUUUGAAAGACCGGAGAAAAAACCAAUUGGUCCUGCUGAGCGUCGUUCUCCGAUUAAACAUUCCGAUAAUUUGAAGCCAGAGGGUGAAUUCGAAAGACCUAAGCCUGAAGAAUUCAAGCCUGCUGAAAGACCAAUCGUAAAGAAACCACAUGAUAACUUGAAACCAGAGGGUGAGUUUAUAUCUAGACCGAAAGAGGAAGCGCCGAAGAAAGGUGACAGAGCCGAUAUUAGAAAGCCGCAAGACAAUUUGCGACCGGAGGGUGACUUUGAAAGACCGGAGAAAAAACCAAUUGGUCCAGCGGAAAGAAGAACUCCGAUCAAAUAUGCGGACAACUUGAAACCAGAAGGCGAAUUCGUGGGUAAACCUAAAGAAGAAGCUCCAAAAAAGGGAGAUAGGGCGGACGUUAAGAAACCCGCGGAUAAUCUUAAGUCUGAAGGAGAGUUUGAGAGGCCUGUGAAAACUCCAAUUCGACCGGCGGAGAAACGAACGCCUAUCAAGCAUCCUGAUAAUUUACGGCCUGAGGGUGAAUUUGAAAAGCGUCCAAAGGAAAAGAUACCUAAAGGCGAAAGAGCAGAUAUUACUAGACCAAAAGAUAAUCUGCGUCCGGAAGGUGAAUUUGAAAGGCCUGAGAAAUCAUCAAUCGGACCAGCAGAACGACGUACGCCAAUUCGACACGAAGACAAUUUGCAUCCGGAAGGUGAAUUUGUUGGUCGACCGAAAGACGAUUUUGUUCCCAAGCGCGUCGAUCGACCGGUUCAAAAGAAGCCUAAAGACAAUUUGAAGCCUGAAGGAGAAUUCGUAGGAAAACCUAAGGACGACUAUAAACCGACUAAAGGUGAAAGAACCGAGAUCGUAGUGCAUCGCGAUAACUUAAAGAUGGAAGGCGACAUAGACAUUUAUCGGUCUCGAGAUGAUUACGUAACUUCGUCUAAACGCGAACGUGUGGAUAUCAUCCAUCAUAAGGAUAAUCUGAAGAUGGAGGGCGAAUUUGUUGAUAUUCAUCGACGAGAUGAUUAUCGAGUUACGCGCGGUGAACGCAGUGAGAUUAUCAGGCACGAAGACAAUCUUUAUCCUGAAGGUGAUUUCGAACGACCAGAGAAGGCACCGGUAGGUCCCGCUGAAAAACGAUCUCCUAUUAAACAUCCUGAUAAUUUGAAGUCAGAAGGUGAUUUCGUACAACGGCCAAAGGAAACCGCGCCUAUUAAGGGUGACCGAGCAGUGAUCAAGAAGCCCAAGGAUAACUUGAAGCCUGAAGGUGAAUUUGAGAGACCAGUGAAAUCACCCAUUGGUCCCGGCGAACGACGAUCACCCAUCAAGCAUCCUGAUAAUCUUCAUCCAGAAGGAGAAUUCGUUGGCCGGCCAAAGAAAGAUGCGCCGCUAAAGGGUGACCGAGCGGAUGUGAAGAAACCAAAGGAUAAUCUUCACCCCGAAGGAGAAUUCGCGAAACGUACUCCAAAGAAAGUGGAACCGGCCGAACGAAGAUCUCCGAUCAAACACAAAGAUAAUCUUCAUCCCGAGGGAGAUUUCUACAUGACACCUAAAGACGAUUUUACUCCAAAGAGAGCAGAUCGAUCACCAGUUAAGAAACCCCAGGACAACCUUCGUCCCGAAGGUGACAUGGAAGUAUCUCCGAAGGAUGAUUAUAAACAUAUAAAUGGAGAACGCGUGGAAGUACGUCGGCACGAGGAUCACUUACGCAUGGAAGGACAUAUGGACGUUCAUCGUUCAAGAGAUGACUAUAAGAAAAUCACGAGAGUGGAGAAAGUGGAUGUUAAGAGACGCGAGGAUAAUCUCAGAAUGGAAGGUGAAUUUAUCGACAUACGUCGCAAGGAUGAUUACGUGCACACGAUUGGCGAACGCAUGCCGAUGAAAAAGCAUCCGGACAAUCUAUAUCCGGAAGGAGACUUUGACAGACCACAAAAGAUCGUGAUCGGCCCCGCGGAGAGAAGAACGCCGAUCAAGCACCCGGAUAAUCUUAAACCAGAGGGUGACUUCGAACGUAGAACUCCGGGUAAGAUUAGGCCCGGCGAGAGACGCUCGCCGAUUCGUUAUGCCGAUAACUUGAAGCCGGAAGGUGACUUUAUCGGGCGUCCACGCGAUGACUUCACUCCCAAGAGAGCAGAAAGGGCCGAAGUCGCGAAGAGAGAGGAUAAUCUAAAGAUGACGGGCGAUUUCGAAGGCACAACGUCUCACAAGUCGACCUAUACGGUGAUUCGUGGCGAGCGAGCGGAUAUCAAAUCGCACGAAGAUAACUUAAAGAUCAGCACCGGUACCAUGGAAACGAAAACAACCAGCAGAGAUACUUAUACACCGUCUAAACAUGAACCUUCACCUGAUAAAACGAUCAAUCGUCGAAGACACAUGGAGUCGUCGAUCUCGCUCGGUGACGACACUACCACGAUGACCACGACGAAUCAACGUAACUACAACACCUACACGAAGCGUUCAGGAAAGGAUAUCGCUGCCAAGAUGAAUCAGAUAGAAACUGAUACCAGGAAGACCAUGGAGUCGCAAACUCUGGCAGACGGGACCGUCGUUACGAUCGUAAAACAUACAACAACUUCCGCUCAAUCCGAUCAGAGAGUCGCCAAUGCUCAAACUCAUCAUCAACAGACACAGCAUGUUACGGAUCGUCGUGCCACUCAAUCGAUUGACGAUUCUCGAAAAAUGACCUCCCAAUUAGUGUCCAAUCAGCAUCACGAACAGCAUCAGAGAAUGCACGCAAGCGAGCAACACUUGCGAUCGCAGAACGUGACGCAGAAUCGUCGUACGAUCGAGGGCAGAUCGAUCACAGAAGGACCGACUCAUCGCGGACAAAUCGCGCGUGGAGAAGAGACAUCUCGUUACGCGAUCGACGCCACACACGGCGAGCAUCAUAAGCAGCAACAGCAGCAGCAGCAGCAGCAGCAGCAGCAGCAUCACGUCGAGCGUCACCAUCAGGAAGUGACCAAGCGCGAUUACGUGAACGCGCAGCACAUGGAAAGCCGGCAGAGAUCUGCGACGAAGCAGCACGAGCAGCACACAAUCUCCAGUCAGGCGCGAUACAGUUCGACCAGCCCGGAAUUCCGGCAGACGAUGAACGGGCAAACGAUCGUAGAACGAUCACAGGUGGAUCACGCGACCACGAAGAUCGGCCACCAUCGCAAGAGCGUGAUAUCCUCGUCAUCGGCCGACGUCAGCAACGCGGUGCUCCACCGACGCGGCGCCACGUCGUCCACCGAGGCGCUCCACACGAUCUCGUCGACGGCGGCGGAUCAGCGCAAGAGCAUCUCGAACCUGGCCGAGAGCGGGCAGUACAUCAGCAACUCGACCCAGAGCAACGACAGGCACAGCUUGACCUCGCUGCAUCGCAGCACCAAGGAGGUCAAUCCCUGGGCGUCCUCCAGCUACGAACGCCCGCAGAGAAUCGUCCGGCAGGACAACCUGACGGUCGGCGGGAAAUUUUACUCGCAGAGCGAGGCGAAGAAUUACGGCAAUUUCUCGCAGAGUACGCAAAAGGUAGAAAGGGUCCAGAAACAGGCGAACGCGUCCCACAUUAAUUUGGGCGACGGCAAUACUGUCAGUACUUCUAGCAUGUACAAGAGAGAAUUCGUUCCUAGACAUAGAGGACCGUGUCCAGCUGCUCUUUUGGAAGCGAAACAGGCGCCCUUCAAGCAUACAAGAGACACGCAGAAGCAUAAGUUCUACAUGCCUCUCGUGUCCAACUAAAUCGACUUGUCCAAUUUGAUAUUUUAGUAAUUUUUUCACAAAUUACGCCCAACGACGAUAUUGUAAAAUAUUCAAAU
Messenger RNA from Pogonomyrmex barbatus (red harvester ant), 12067 nucleotides. It is a transcript of the gene Sdb, whose product is annotated as SAXO downstream of blistered. The record is from RefSeq and is a predicted model, not a curated record. Gene Ontology annotation, cellular component: sperm flagellum; centriole; axonemal microtubule. Lineage: Eukaryota; Metazoa; Arthropoda; Insecta; Hymenoptera; Formicidae. Gene Ontology annotation, molecular function: microtubule binding.